Carcharodon carcharias (great white shark) is the source of this 2478-nucleotide messenger RNA. RefSeq names its product polyunsaturated fatty acid 5-lipoxygenase-like. The transcript has 11 exons. The record is from RefSeq and is a predicted model, not a curated record. Lineage: Eukaryota; Metazoa; Chordata; Chondrichthyes; Lamniformes; Lamnidae. Gene Ontology annotation, molecular function: iron ion binding; oxidoreductase activity, acting on single donors with incorporation of molecular oxygen, incorporation of two atoms of oxygen. The coding region runs from base 376 to 1536 and encodes 386 amino acids. Gene Ontology annotation, biological process: lipid oxidation; linoleic acid metabolic process.
GUCCAACCCUCCCCUUAAAUGCAUCCAGGCUAUUCACCUCAACUGUUCAACAACAACUUAUGUUAAUAUGGCACCUCUAAUGUAAUGAAACGACCUUAGUGACUCCACUGUCUGGGUGGAAACUCUGUGCCCCCAAUCUGCCAAGGUGUAUUGAUGCUGAGUCAGUGGAUGACCUUCUUAUGGAUUUGAGGUUUAGUUCCGAGAAAUAACGAAAUUUCAAAUGGUGCAUGGCAACAGUCUUUGGAGUCUUGCAAGUGAAGAGGUUUGUGAACAUGUUUGGAGAAUCGUGGACCACCAUUGAGAACUUUGAUAACAUUUUUUGGAAAGUCAAAAAUUCCAUUGCAGGAUGGGAACAUCUUCAUUGUGAAUUAUGAGAUGUUGGAUGGGAUUCCUGCCAAUGUCAUUAAAGGCGUCCAGCAGUACCUGGCAGCACCCAUUUGUCUGCUCCACCUUAACAAACAGAACCAGAUGAUGCCUAUUGCUAUCCAGCUGAAGCAAACCCCAGGAGAAGACAAUCCCAUUUUCCUUCCCUCGGACUCUGAACUCGACUGGCUGCUGGCUAAGAUCUGGGUGCGGAGUUCAGAUACCCAGCACUUUGAGCUGAUCUCCCACCUUCUGAAGACUCACCUGAUCGCCGAGUCAUUCAGCGUCGCCACCCUCAGACAGCUGCCCUCCGUGCAUCCCAUUUACAAGCUUUUGGCUCCUCAUGUGAGAUAUACGAUGCACGUAAACACCAAUGCCAGAAAGGAUCUGAUGAGUUCAGAUGGAAUUAUCGCCAAAGCUUUUGGUAUUGGAGCUGAGGGUCUCCUUUUGCUAUCUCAGAAAGAGUUCCAAGCCUUGACCUACCAAUCAUUGUGUCUACCAGAACGUCUGGAGCACCAUGGAGUCAAAGACGUAAAGGGCUACUAUUACAAGGAUGAUGGCUUGUUGGUAUGGUCAGCGAUUCACAGUUUCAUCUCCAACAUUGUGACAUUCUACUAUGAGAACGACCAGCAAGUAAAGAACGAUCCUGAGCUUCAGGCCUGGAUUCAGGACCUGACUGAAGUUGGAUUACAAGACCUUAAAAACUCUGGUGCCUAUCUUUCAGGAUUCCCGACAUCAUUGAGAACGAGGGUGGAACUCUGCAAAUUCCUCACCGUGGUAAUCUUCACCUGCAGUGCCCAGCAUGCAGCCAUAAAUAACGGACAGUAUGACUGGGGUGCCUGUGUCCCCAACUCGCCUAUCUCAAUGCGGAAGCCUCCCCCAACCAACAAGGAGAUGGUGAUGAUGGAGCACAUCAUGGAAUCACUCCUGGAUGUCACCCAGUCCUGCAUUCAGAUGGCAUUUUCCUGGAUCAUUAGCCUUCCACAGCCUGGAAUGAAAAAACUUGGCGAUUACGAGGAAUAUUUCACCGAAGAGGCGGUGAAGGAAACCAUCCAGAAAUUUCAGGAAGAACUGAAGACGAUCAAUCUCAUGAUCCAGGAUCGUAACAAGGGCCUGGAUCUGAAAUACGAGUACCUCUGUCCUGAGAACAUCGAGAACAGCAUCACCAUCUAAAGGUCAGAGUGGCCUGGCUCUGAGAAAAGUGUAGUGGAUCCCUCCCAGGCCCCUGAUGGUUACCUGAAUGCUUUUAGAGAUAUUGGAUAAUUAUUUACUAAGGUGGUGGGUUGGGGCAGGAGUUUUGAGUAAUUUUUUGGCUGGAAGUGCCACCCUCAGUGUGUUUUCAAUCACUAUGUUCGGGUAAUUGUGUUGUAAUUAUAGUUUCUGUGUGUCCUCAAGCUUGGAUUAGACAAUCUGCUGCUACAUUUUCACUUCCAGUAUAUCUGGAAAAUCUGGGAUGGUGACAAACAUAGUCUUAUCUUGUAUUUACGGCACAGGGAAAGGCUGUUUGGCCCAACUGCUCUAUGCUGGUCUCCAUCUCCAUCUGACCUUCCUUCUGCCCCUCUUCAUCCAACCCCAUCCUAUUCCGUUCUCGCUUUUGUUUACCUAACUUCUCCUUAAAAGAAUCUAUGCCAUUCACGUCAACCACUCCCUGUGGUGGUGAGUUCCAUAUUCUCAUUGCUUGGAGUUAAGUUUCUCUUGAAUUCUCUAUCAGGUUUAUUAAUGACUAUCUUAGAUGUGUGGGCUGUUAACUAUUAAUGGUGUAUUUUUUAUGUUAAGAUACAGAGGUGUAGGGUGUUGUUUCAUUAAGUACCUAGGGCACUUAUAAAGGAAGACAGCAGGGAAUAGGUAGGGAACAGACAUAUGGAAUGCUGCAGCCUGUGAAUAAACCAACUAUCACUAAAAGGAUUUGUAUCCAGUUUCAUACUUCACCAACUUGCUUUGUCUCCAGUUUAUCAGUAAUGACAAUCUUCUUACUGUGAUGUCAUUGAGAGGAUAAAUAUUCAAAAUAGUAGCUACUGGAAUCAUUUAUGUCCACCUGAAAGAGUGGAUGGUGCCUUGUUUUAAUGUCUCAUCCGAAGGAUGGCACCUCCGACAGUGUAGCCCUCCCUCAGAACU